AUGACCAAAUCACCCAUCAUCAGGGCUGCAUGCGCCUUUAUUCGACAAUGGGCGAUCAACCACUGGGCGGACGUGAUAUGGAUGGCAGUCAUCGGCGCAGCAAGUUUCGGCCUUGACAGGGCACCUAUUCCGACAAAGCGAACGUUCCCCAUCACGUUCGACACCGCGUCCGGCGACGUCGUGUACCCUGAUAUGGCGUACCCUGAACGAGGAUGGCUACUUCCCUCAUGGCUAGCGGGUUUCCUAGCACUAGGCAUCCCGUUGACAGUAUACUCGGCGGCACAGGUGCGGAUGCGGUCGGUGUGGGAUGCCGAUGCGGCCAUUAUGGGCACGCUGUGGGCCGUCCUGCUGGCGACCUUCUUCCAGGUGGUAACCAAGAUUCUCGUGGGCGGGCUGAGACCAUACUUUCUCGACGUAUGCAGGCCGGAUGUGUCAAGCAUAAGCUCCGCGGCGGGUGAUGGCCUCAACGGCGUGGGGUUCAACCGCAUCAUGUACACGGUCGAUGUGUGCACGCAGUCUGAUCCCAGGCUUCUCCGCAACGCCAUGACCUCGUUUCCCAGCGGUCACAGCGCCGCAGGCUUCGCGGGCUACGGCUUCCUGCACCUCUGGCUCAACGCGCGCCUCAAGGUGUGGGCCGACUACCGUCCUGCCCUGUGGAAACUCCUGGCCGUAAUGAUGCCCCUGUUCAUCGCGUUUCUCAAUGCCUGCCUCUUGUCUGUCGACGCCGCACAUCACUGGUACGACAUCGUCGUCGGCUCCAUCAUUGGGGUCGUCAUGGCCCUCGCCGCGUACAGGGCUACCCAUGCUGCCUUGUGGGAUUCGAGGUACAAUCACCUGUGUCUGCGUGCUCGGGAGGCCUUCAUAUACAACGCAGAUGCAGAUGUCGACUAUUCGGGGCGCACGCUCACGGGCAAAGUUGGAUGGGGCGACGACAGGACUUGGGUCACAGAUGGCCGCGUUGUCGGCGUCGGUGGGAACUUUAGCUCUAGCAAUCUUGGUGGCUCGCUGGGCCAGCAGGGGGAUGGUGCUACUUCAUUCCUUAGGGAGAAGGGGAUAUGA
Molecule: messenger RNA, 1059 nt
Organism: Geosmithia morbida
Lineage: Eukaryota; Fungi; Ascomycota; Sordariomycetes; Hypocreales; Bionectriaceae
Product: diacylglycerol diphosphate phosphatase / phosphatidate phosphatase
Biological process (GO): phospholipid metabolic process
Molecular function (GO): phosphatidate phosphatase activity
Source: RefSeq, a predicted model, not a curated record